This is a messenger RNA of Adineta steineri, 999 nucleotides long. The record is from the annotation of a GenBank genome assembly. NCBI's taxonomy places the organism in Eukaryota, Metazoa, Rotifera, Eurotatoria, Adinetida, Adinetidae.
AUGGCAACAAAUUCAGCAAGUGAUGAAGAAAUUGUAUUAGAAACAAACGAUAAAAUUGAAAAUUCCUCAUUAACAAAAGAUGAAAAUAAUAUUAUAAAUAGUGAUAGUCCAUUCCAUUUACUCGAAGGUCGAUGGACAUUCUGGUAUACACAUCGACCAACAACAUUUCGAAAUAGUGCAGUUAAUUAUGAUUCUUGUUUAAAAAAACUUGGUACAUUUGGUUCGAUUGAAGAAUUUUGGUGUUAUUAUGAUCAUAUGAAAUUUCCGUCUGAUCUUCCACUUUAUAGUGAUAUUCAUUUAUUUAAAGAAAAUUUAAAACCAAUGUGGGAAGAAGAAGGAAAUCGUCUUGGUGGUAAAUGGAUUUUACGUUUAAAAAAAGGUUUAUCGACUCGUCUAUGGGAAUUACUUGUUUUGGCUGUUAUUGGAGAACAAUUUAAUGUUGGAAAAGAAAUAUGUGGAAUUGUUUGUUCAAUUCGACCGCAAGAAGAUCUUAUAAGUAUAUGGACUAAAACUGCUAAUAAUCAAUCAGUGACACAAAGAAUUAAAGAAGCAAUGAAAAAAGUUCUUAAUUUACCGCAAGAUUGUCCAGUGGAGUAUAAAACACAUAAUGAUUCCUUACGUGAUAAUUGUAGUUAUCGAAAUACAGAUCGUAUGACCGAUCAUUUCUUUCAAGCAGUUAAUCCAUUAUGGUAUAUACCAUGUGAUGGUGGUCUUUUACAAUUAGCUAUUAUUACAUUUUGGCCAAAUAUAAUGUCAUAUGAUUAUUUGGGAUUAUUAGGUCAAUUUAUGAAAUAUUUAGCAUACAAUCAUCAUUGUUUACUUGUAUGGAUAUUUUCGAUUUCAAUAUUUUUACAUAUUUUUGAAGCAUGUGUUGCUUGGCGUAUAUGUAAAAGAUUAAAUAUUGAUUCGAAUAAUACUCGUCGAUGGUUUAUACAAACAUUGCUAUUAGGUUAUCCUUCAUUAGGUAUAUUACGACAAUAUGCAACCAAGAAACGAUAA